UCACGCCCAUCGGCUGCGGCGACCGUGCACACGCCCCUCAUCACCCCCCCGGCCAUGCCAGCCACACGCCGCCCCCAUCGAGCUCGAGAGACAGCAGCAGGUCCUUCCUCCUCUACCCGUCCGCGCCCUACCACCCCUCCACCUCAGCCUCAUGCCAAUGGCUCCCCUUCCUCGCCCUCCUCGACUUCCUCUCCAUCCCUUGAUCGAAUCCCCUCUCGGACAGAGCUACCCUGGCCAGAGCCUUUUGAGCGCUUAGAAGAAGUCUUUCGAGCUCUCAAUACCGUCUAUGCCUUUUGCUCUGCCCGCAAGCACCUAGCAACAACAUUCGAUACCAUGCGUUCCAGCGUAGAGACGCUCAUCAAGCGUGAGCUAGAGGUACACCAUAUCGCCCAGCUCAAGUCGCUCCUUCCGGACCUCAUCAAUUUCGCCUACGUCGAGACGGACAUGCUCGAGGUCCACCUCGAUGGCGGGAACAACAUGAGCGAGGGUCGGCGAAAAGCGAUGGCCAAGCGGGCAGACACUGACUGGGCAUUCGAGGAGGCUGCGCGGUUGAUCGGUCUCGAUGAAGGCAGGGAGGCGUGGAACGGCGCUAUAGCUAGCACUACUCAGGCUUCGGAGCCACCGCCUCUCGAGAUGAACAGUGCAGGUACGACUUCCGAAGGACUCUCAGGUCCAGCCAUCCAGGAAGCGGGAGAGCUCUUGCCAUCUGUAGCGUCCCUGCAACAGAGCUCCAAGGCAGCAGCGUCUGGCAAACGCCGGCGGGACGACUACGUUUUGCUGUUCGAGUUCAACGAUGGGACGCUUCAAGGACCGAAAGCCACAGCGAGAGGUCGACCAGGUAUGCGAAGAGGUCCGCAGAAGAAGCCCUCCGCCAUCAAGAGAGGUCCUACACACAACCCGCCUCUCAACAGUCUACCCUCGGCUUCGUCAAUGAAGCGACUCAUCGACAAGCGCAAUUUGAAGUUCGAGACGGCAGUCUGCGAACUUCUCGCUGCCUGUCAAGCCAAAGGAGAAGACGCCGUCGAUUUGCUCAUCUCCGCUGCCAACGACCACGUACCUAUCAAUCCUCAGACUGCCGAGAGGCCAAUGCUUGGCGAGACGCCGCAGAAGAAGAAGAUUCGACUGGAGUAUCUGAUGAACAACCCAGAUCAGCGGCCGGAAAUCAGCGAAGUCAUCGAGGAAAUGAAGGCCGCCCCGUGGUGGGUAGACCAGGUGGUGCCUGGAGGUAGGAAGACUUUCCCUGAUCGGCAGCCCAAGUACGAUGGACUUACUUUUGCUCUCAGUCAAGAGCUGGUGAAUGCUCUUUGGUCCACACGCAAGAUUGAAGAGUUCUACACUCACCAGGCUGAGGCCCUGAAUGCCCUUGAUGAGGGCUUGAAUGUCAUCGUCUCGACCUCCACUUCAUCCGGCAAGUCGCUGAUAUACCAGGUACCGAUCAUACGUGCCCUCGAAGAAGAUCGCACAGCUACAGCCUUGUUUAUUUUUCCCACCAAGGCCCUCGCACAGGAUCAGAAGCGAUCUUUGCAAGAUCUUAUCUGCGAGCAUGAGACGCUGGACGAGACCGAGGUGAAGGUUGCCACGUACGAUGGAGACACUGACCGCUCUUUGAGAGUGGACAUUCGAGAGAAUGCAAAUAUCAUCUUCACAAAUCCAGAUAUGCUGCACCAGUCUAUCUUGCCCAAUGAGCACAAUUGGCGGCGAUUCCUCAGAUCGCUGAGAUUUGUCGUGGUCGACGAAUUACACACCUACAAUGGCCUCUUUGGCGCACACGUCUCUCUAAUCAUGAGGAGACUACGGAGGAUCUGCACUGCGCUUGGCAAUCGGCGCAUCCAGUUCAUCUCCUGCUCAGCUACCGUGGCGAAUCCAAAAGAGCACAUGCAGACUCUCUUCGGAAUUCAAGACGUCGAAGUCAUUACCGAAGACGGCUCGCCUCACGGCAAGAAGGAGUGGCUGAUCUGGAACCCACCUUUGAUGGAUGAGAAGGAUCCGAAGCAAGGCAGGGUCUCUGCCUACGCUGAAGUCUCUAAGAUCUUCCGCCAUCUGGUCGAGCGGGGCGUGAGGACGAUCAUCUUCACGAAAGUCAGGAGGACGUGCGAGAUUGUCAUUGCUCAGAUCAGAAAGGACCUGCUGAUCGAACACCGCCACGACAUCGUCGACAAGGUCAUGUCCUACCGCUCCGGAUACUCACCAGAGGAUCGUCGUCAGAUCGAGCAGGACAUGUGGAAGGGAUCUCUGCUCGGUAUCGUCGCCACGAGUGCGCUCGAGCUUGGUAUCGACAUUGGCUCGUUGGAUGCAGUCAUCAUGCUUGGGUUUCCCUAUUCGAUUUCCUCGCUCCGCCAACAGUCUGGGCGAGCCGGUCGUCGAUUGAAGGAUUCGCUGACGGUCCUCUGCUGCGACCCUUUCCCAAUGGACCAGCACUAUGCUCGUUUCCCGGAGGACGUCUUCAAUCAGCCAGAUGCAGCGCUUUCCGUUGACUUGAACAAUGAUUUCGUGCUUGAAGCUCACCUGCAAUGCGCAGCCGAGGAGAUGCCGAUUCAUCCCGUAGACGAUCUGCCGUUCUUUGGCGACCAUCUACAGGAGCUCUGUCGCACGAGGUUGGUAGCUGAUGACGAUGGCUUCUUCCACUGUCGGAACGAGCUGCGUCCCAACCCAUCCAAGGAGGUAGCCAUCCGAGGCGCUCGACAGGUGACAUACUGCUACAUCGAUGUCACGCCUGGCCGACGGGACGGGCCACGCAUCAUGGAAGAGGUAGAAAUCGACCGAGCCAUCUUUGAAGCCUUUGAAGGUGCCGUCUUCAUGCAUCAGGGCUCCUCCUAUAUCUGUAAAGAGAUCUCUCACGAUACGCGCAUCGCCAAGAUGAUCCAAGCCGAUGUCAAUUUCCACACUCGUCCGCGAGACCAUACAGAUACAGACGCAAUGGAGACGCACCGUAUCCGUGCACUGCGCAAUACGACUUCCAAGGCCUACUUUGGCAAAGUUACCAUCACCACGCACGUUUGGGGCUACUUCAAGGUGGACAAGCGCGCUAACAUCCUCGAUGCAGUAGAUGUGGACUGCCCACCUUUUGUGCGACACACAAAGGGAUUCUGGCUAGAUGUACCCAAUUGGCUUAUUGCCCUGCUGGCAGAAAAGCAGAUCAAUGUCGCUGCGGCUAUUCACGCAGCGGAGCACGCCCUCCUCUCUCUAACACCCAUGUUCGUCGUCUCCCUCGCAGGCGACGUGCGCACCGAAUGCAAGAUUGCCGAGCGAGAGUACCAGAAGAGCAAAGCUACAACGAGGAAGCGACCGGCUCGACUGAUCUUUUACGAUAUGCCGGGACAGAAUGGAGGAGUUUGCGAAAAGGCCUUUAGCCAUCUGGAUGGGCUGAUACGCAUCGCAGUGGCUGUUAUUGAGGCAUGUGCUUGCACAGAGGGGUGCCCGGGCUGUGUGACUAGUCAGACAUGUGCACAUGCGAAUCAGGUGACAUCUAAAGUCGGAGCACUCGGCGUGCUACGUGGUCUCAUCGGUCUGGAACCUCUAUCACCCGAUCUGCCACUACAGAAUGAGCGAGGUCAUGCAAGCAACGUGCUCGAUGGACAGGACAGUGUGGCGCACACGAUUGAGGAGGCUUUGCCUGUACGAUGUGAGUGGAGCGCUUCCCUCAAGAUGGUCCACUAUGCCACCAGAAAUUGA
This is a messenger RNA of Microstroma glucosiphilum, 3672 nucleotides long. RefSeq names its product P-loop containing nucleoside triphosphate hydrolase protein. The transcript is spliced from 3 exons. NCBI's taxonomy places the organism in Eukaryota, Fungi, Basidiomycota, Exobasidiomycetes, Microstromatales, Microstromataceae. The annotation marks the transcript as partial. The record is from RefSeq and is a predicted model, not a curated record. Gene Ontology annotation, molecular function: ATP binding; nucleic acid binding.